AUGAGGGGAAAUCAACUGCCCGGGCCAGUCUUGAUUCUGCUUUUCCUGCUCCUUCCCAGAUAUGCUGCAGAUACUGCAAAACCGCAGUAUGCGGUUCUACUCCCAUCACAGCUCUACUCUGGGGUCCCUGAGAAGGCCUGUGUUUCAAUGAAUAAUCUGAAUGAGACAGUGACAGUGAAUAUGACUUUGGAAUUUGGAAUGCAAAACUGGAACCUCCUCAGGAAAGAGGUGACAGAGACUGGUGCCUUCUUCUGCAGCUCCUUCACUAUUCCAGAUUUCCAAUCCUCCUCGGCGUAUAUUACUGUGCAAGUGAAGGGCCCAACCCAACAGUUCACAAAGAAGAAGCCAGUACACAUAACGAAAGUAGAGAGCCUAGUGUUUGUUCAGACAGACAAAACCAUAUACAAACCAGAACAAACAGUGAGAUUCCGCAUCAUCUCUGUGAAUGUCAAUUUUCACCCUUUGGAUGAAAUGUUCCCAGUGGUUUAUAUCGAGAAUCCCAAGAAGAACAGAAUUUUCCAAUGGCAAAGUCUCAGACUGCAAGGGGGACUCAGUCAGCUCUCUUUCCCACUCUCAGUGGAACCCGUUUUGGGUCCCUACAAGGUCAUCGUGCUCAAGGAGUCCGGGAGAAAAAUAGAGCACUCCUUCGAGGUGAAAGAAUAUGUUUUGCCCCAAUUUGAGGUCCAAGUGAAAAUGCCUAAGACAAUUGGAUUUCUAGAUGAAGAAUUUCCAGUAUCUGUCUGUGGCCUAUACACAUAUGGAAAGCCUGUCCCUGGUCUGGUGACAAUUAAUGUAUGCAGAAAACUUUUACGAUACUCUUCCGCCUGUCAUACGAAAUAUCCACAAAAUAUCUGUGAGAAAUUCAGCCAACAGGCAGACAGUAAAGGUUGUUUCUUGCAACUUGUAAAGAGUAAAGUAUUUCAUCUGAGGCAAAAAGGAUAUGACAUGUCAAUACAAGUGGAAGGCAAGAUCAAAGAGGAGGGAACAGGUUUGGAAUCAACUGGGUAUGGAUCAUGUAAAAUCACAAAUAUCUUGAGCAAACUGAGUUUUAUAAAAGUGGAUUCAUAUUUCAAACCUGGUCUCCCUUUCUUUGGACAGGUUCUUCUAGUUGAUGAAAAGGAUCAGCCAAUCCCCAAUAAAAACAUAACUGUACAUGUGGAUGGAGGUAGAUUCCAAUACAGCUUUCCUGCUAAUAAGCAUGGUUUGGCAAAGAUUGUCAUUGAUAACACUCACUUCACCUCUUCUUUCACUACAAUUACAGUCAUUUAUAAACCAACUGACCACUGUUAUGAUAACUUUUGGCUUCAAGAAUCUCAUAAGCAAGUUCAGCAUACUGCAAAACGUGUUUUCUCCCCAAGUAAGAGUUUUAUUCGUCUUGAACCUGUUGCUGGUACUUUGACCUGUGGACAAACCCAGGAAACCAAGAUACACUAUAUCCUGAAUGAAGAGGUCCUGAAGGACCAAAAAGAGUUAACUUUCUAUUUUUUGAUCAAAGCAAGAGGAAGCAUUGCCCAAUCAAGAAUUGAUGUGUUGAAUAUUGAACAAGGAAAUAUGAAAGGGGUCUUUCCCUUCUCCUUUCGUGUGGAACCAGACAUUGCUCCCAUUGCUCAGUUACUUGUCUAUGCUAUUUUACCUAAUGGAGAAGUUGUUGUAGAUGUGGAGAAAUUCGAGAUUGAAAACUGUUUUGCCAACAAGGUAAAUUUGAACUUCUCCUCAGCCCAGAGCAUGCCAGCUUCAGACAUUAAACUGAAGAUGACAGCCACACCCCUCUCCCUGUGUGCCCUCCGUGCAGUGGACCAGAGCGUGCUGCUAAUGAAACCUGAAGCUGAGCUCUCACCUCAAUCAGUCUAUAAAUUGCUACCAGUAAAGGAGGAUCUAAGUCUUAUGUAUGGAAGGGUUAUGAAUGAAGAUGAUGAUGAAUGCAUCAGUGUAGAAGACAUUAUUAGGAAUGGAAUCAUUUACACACCAAAGCAGGCCCUGCCAGAUGAUGAUGUCUACAGUAUCUUCCAGUCUGCAGGAUUAAAUAUUUUUACCAACUCAAAAAUCCAUAAGCCACAUUUAUGUUCACUGCGUCCAGUAUUACCAGGAAUGCCUUUGGCUUAUGCAGGAGUUGGGGCAGCUCCUGGAGCACCUGCAUUCCCUAUUGCUGAAGACCUCGCUUAUUCAGUAACAAUGGGAGAAAAUUUGCAGAGUGUUGUUCAAGCAAAAGAGACAGUCCGAACGUAUUUCCCUGAGACCUGGAUCUGGGACUUGGUAGUACUUGAUGUAUCAGGUGAAAGUGAGAUGGCAGUGAAAGUCCCAGACACCAUCACAGAAUGGAAGGCCAGUGCACUCUGCUUGUCUGGAACAAGGGGACUUGGCCUCUCCCACAUCAUCUCUCUUCAAGUCUUCCAACCCUUCUUCCUAGAACUCAUCCUUCCCUACUCUGUGGUGAAAGGAGAAGCCUUCAAACUCAAAGCUACUGUGCUCAACUACUUGUCCCACUGCAUUCAGGUCAGUGUGAAGCUGGAGGACUCCUCUGCCUUCCUGGCUGUCCCAGUAGAAGAGAACACAGAAUCUCACUGUAUCUGUGGAAAUGAGAGGAAAACUGUGUCCUGGGCUGUGACCCCGAAGUCACUGGGGAAAGUGAAUUUCACAGCAUCUGCAGAAGCCCUACAGUCUCAGGAAUUGUGUGACAAAGAGAAGCCUAAAAUCCCAGCAUUUGGACAGAAGGAUACAGUAGUCAAGCCUCUGCUAGUUGAGCCUGAAGGAAUAGAAAAGGAGGAAACUUUCAAUACGCUGCUUUGUGCAUCAGAUACUGGAGUUCCUGAAAAGUUAUCUCUAAAAAUUCCUUCAAAUGUGGUUGAAGGAUCUACCAGGGCAACAUACACAGUUUUGGGUGAUAUACUAGGCUCUGCAAUGCAAAACCUUCAGAAUCUUGUACAGAUGCCUUAUGGUUGUGGAGAGCAGAAUAUGGUUCUUUUUGUCCCUAACAUCUAUGUUCUAACCUAUCUGAAUGAGACAAGACAGCUAACAGAGAAGAUCAAGUCCAAAGCAAUCAGCCAUCUCAUCAGUGGGUAUCAAAGACAAUUGAAUUACAAGCAUAAUGAUGGUUCCUACAGCACCUUUGGGGAUCAUGAUGGUAGAACUCCGGGAAACACUUGGCUAACUGCAUUUGUGCUCAAGUCCUUUGCUCAAGCCCAGUCAUACAUCUUUGUGGAGACCUCACACAUCACGAGUGCCCUUACCUGGCUUUCACAGAGACAGAAGGAAAAUGGUUGUUUCCAACACUCUGGAUCACUGCUAAACAAUGCUAUUAAGGGUGGAGUAGACGAUGAGGUGACACUCUCUGCCUACAUCACCAUCGCUUUGCUGGAGAUGCCACUGUCCGUCAACCACCCAGUUGUCCGCAAUGCUCUAUUCUGUCUGGAAAUGGCCUGGAGAGCCACCUCAGAAGCCCAAGGGAGUCUUGUCUACACAAAGGCCUUAUUAGCCUACGCCUUUGCCCUAGCAGGAAACCAGGCUAUGCGAAAUGAGCUACUUAAAUCACUAGACAGAGAUGCUGUAAAAGAAGAGGAUUCAAUCCACUGGGAACGUCCUGGGAAACUUCAAGAAGCUAAACCACUUUAUUAUCAACCCCGGGCUCCUUCUGCUGAAGUGGAGAUGACGUCCUACAUACUACUUGCCUACCUUACUGUCCAACCUGCCCCAUCUUCAGCGAACCUGUCUGUGGCAUCACGAAUUGUGAAAUGGAUCACCAAGCAACAAAAUCCCCAGGGGGGCUUCUCAUCCACUCAGGACACAGUGGUAGCUCUGCAAGCCCUCUCCAAAUAUGGAGCACAGACUUUCUCUAAAAGUGAGAAAGCAGCUACAGUCACAGUCAAGUCUUCAGGGACCUUUUCUAAAGAAUUUCAAGUAGACGAUGCCAACAGCCUAUUGCUGCAGGAGGUCCAACUGCCAGAGAUUCCAGGGGAGUACAGCACCACAGUGUCAGGAACAGGCUGUGUGUACCUCCAGACAUCCCUGAGAUAUAAUGUCCUGCCCAAGAAAGAACAGAAAGCUCCCUUCACUCUGAAGGUUGAUACUCUUCCCAAGAAUUGUGAUGGAGUAGCUGCUCACAAGAAAUUCCAGAUUCAUAUCAACAUUAGUUAUACUGGGGAGAGACCCAGUUCUAACAUGGCCAUUGUUGAUGUGAAGAUGGUAUCAGGCUUCAUACCUGUGAAAUCAUCAGUGAAAAAGCUCCGUGAAAGGCCCGAGAUUCCAAGGACUGAAGUGAGCACCAACCAUGUCCUGAUUUACUUUGAAAAGUUAACCAAUCAAAGCCUAAGUUUCUCCUUCUUAGUGGAACAAGACAUCCAAGUGCAGAAUUUAAAACCAGCUACAGUCAAAACCUAUGAUUACUAUGAGACAGAUGAAUUCACCAUUGAAGAGUACAGUGCCCCCUGCAGUGCUGGUAAAGUAUAA
Messenger RNA from Orycteropus afer afer, 4443 nucleotides. Its product is annotated as pregnancy zone protein-like. Lineage: Eukaryota; Metazoa; Chordata; Mammalia; Tubulidentata; Orycteropodidae. The record is from RefSeq and is a predicted model, not a curated record. Gene Ontology annotation, molecular function: endopeptidase inhibitor activity. The coding region runs from base 1 to 4443 and encodes 1480 amino acids. The transcript has 35 exons. Gene Ontology annotation, cellular component: extracellular region.